UGUCAUCACAAAGAUAGAAAACACUUAAGCUUAACUCUCGCGAUGAGAUGAGAGUGAGCGAGAGCGGAGAAACCAUCAAGGAAGCGGCUGUUAUUUGUCGAAACCAAUAAUGGCUGCGACCCAACCAGUCAGUUGUUUUCUUUGUAUGCUGGUCGACAUUAGAGGGUCAUCGAUAUUUCAGUCGUCGCUCUGAAGCCGUCAUUACCUCCGUUGCUCCUCUGGCCUUGCUGCCCUCCCACAAUGCAUUGCCAGCAGCCUUUGUGUGUGUCUCAGGGACCAGCAUAACAAAAUCCACCACUCCACCUAGUUCACACAGCGCAGCAAAACAGGAAGGUAGGAGCCUGUUGACCAUCUUUCUGCCUUGAAUACUCAUUUGUCCUAAUCUGGUUUGACUUGUUCCUUUCUUACUCCAACCAUGUCCGGUUCUGGCGACUUACCAGCCAUUGAGGGAUCCGGGAUGGGCGGGAUGAAGCUUCCUGUCGGGAUGACCCGACGUGCCCUCAGCUAUGACGACAACCUGGAAGCCCCAAUGUCCACACCCCCCCAUGACAUCAGCAUCAAUAACCUGUGGAAACGACCAAUUAUACCAGAGAGGAAGUUCACGCACCUGGCUGAGGAGGAUGAGAGCGGUGCGAGUCAGUCUACACUGCAGGACAUUGUACCCUCUAGACCACAAGCUGUGGUGAAAACCAAGGCUUCUUCCAUCAUUGUGAAUUCUCUCAUCAACAAGCAAACUCAGGAUAGCGUAUACAAGUUUGAGCAGACGGCAGGACUUUCUGACACCGGCUACACGCCCCACAAAGGCCUCACCGCUGAGGAGACGAGACACCACCAUCGCGUGCCUGAAUCAAUCCAGAAACUUCAGAUCCAGAGCAUGGAGGCCAGAGAAGAUCGGCAGAGCUCCUCUGCCCAGUCCACUCCAUCCAACACACCACACAGCUCCCCAAAACCUCACCGCAGAGGCUGGUUCGGCAGUACAAGUUCAGAGCUCAGUAUUGCCUCCUCCUCCAACAGCAGUUUGGACAUGGCUGGGAUAGACGUAGGAGGAGGUGUAGUGGAGCGGUGGGGAGCGUUCGGACCUCGACCGCCUGUUCAUAAGUCCACCUCUGACCUGGGAUCAGACUCCACAACUGCAGCAGGCUUUGCUCUACAGGCGUACCGUGGUGCUCAGAAGCCCACCCCCAUGGAGGUGAUGAAGACACAGGCCACGCGACUUGCUGACACCUCUUCCACUCAGAAGGUGUCUCCGCCCACAAUGGAGAUUCCCACAGUGGAGGGUCGCCGGCAGGGAGCCCGAACGCACAAGCUCAAACACAGAGACAUGAACAUCCUGACGCCCUCCGGCUUCUGAGAAGGCGCCCAACGAUUGUCCAAGCUGCCGGAUACUCAGGUCCCAUGAAAUGAUGACGUCCCCGUGCUUAGUGCAGGCCAUUCCAGUCACUUUUAAGUUCAGAUCUUUGCAGAUGUUACCCAUAUCUAGGUUAUUAAUACCUUCAGUUGGAGGGCAGGUCAGGUUACCCUUCCAAAUAUGAAUCGUACAGGUUUCGCACUGCCUCUAGUUAACCUCAUUUAUGUGGCAGAGAAGCUGAGCUGUAAGUUAAGCACCCAGACUGUCAACCAUCACAAUUAACAGUGUGACCUCCUGCAUCAGCUUUGACCUAUCGUAAUUACUCUAAUUAUGCACAAAGUCUUUUCAGUCAUUUAUUCCAAGCAUUUGGUUUUGCCUGAGAAUAAAAGUGGAUUAGCUAAUUUGACUGACCCGUUGGUUUACAGCCUGGAUUAUUAUCUCAGCCGACAGAAAAGAACUCGUAUUACUUUAAGGGCCAGAACCAAACGCAUAGAUAUAAUGAACUAGAAUUGUACUAAACUAACUACAGCAUAAUUAUACAUUUGAAUUUACAUGCCAAUUUUUUUUUUUCCAUGUAGUCCAAAAGCUUAAAUGUUUCUGUCUUGUGUCAUGCUGGUUAAUGACUUUUUCCGUUCCUGUGUGGAUUUUGGAGGUGAGCAGCUUUAUUUAAUCAGCCUUUAUGUUGCAGUCUGUUGCAUGUGAAUAUUUGUGAAAUAUCUAACGUACAACUUCAAAACUAUUUCAUGGGACCUUUAAGAGCAGCUCUAACCACUUCAGAUAACCACUGUGCUGUCCGCCAUCUUUCCCAUAGAAACAAACAUGGAUAUAAAUAAUAUACAUACAUGCAUAUAUACAUAUUCAGUGUUUCCUGGAUGUAAAAUCAAGCUCUCAGCAUUUCCAUUUACUGACAAAGUCAGCAUGAAUCACCCCACAAUGAAAUGGAGAACUACUGGUGGUGAAAACUAGCUUAAAGUGAAGACGAUUGUGAUGCAAGUUUAUAAAUAUUUCAUACUAACGCACUUUAUCCUCACUGUAACUUCUGGCUUGAUUAUCCACCCCAAACACUCGUGUUACUGAGCUGUCCAUGGUUAUGAUGCCUGUCACUAAAACAUUUUCUUUCUUUAAAGGACAUUUCACAAAACAGGUUGGGACUAAUAAAUCUACCAGUUCUGUGAGUGUAGUUCAGUAUCAGCCAAAACAAACAGAACAAACACGGUCCAAAUAUGUUGUUUUUGUAAGUUUUGUCUCAGGAAAAUCGUCAGGCACCCGCUCACUCAAACGUUCCAAUUAUUUCUUUUUCAGAAAAUGUUUUUGUUUUUGUUUUGUUGGGAUAUUUAUGUAGGUCGAAGAUUUUUCAUUUCCACUGUUGUAACAGAUUUGAUUGUUUUUGGGGAUCAGAAGAAACUUACUAACUUACUGAAAAUGGGAAAAAUUCCUGUUUGUGAUUAGUGCUUAUUAGCUUCCGUGUGCCCUCUGAGUCAAAGGAGAGAGGGUGUGUGGAUGGGCUCUUUUUUUGCUUUUGGCAGUUAAAAUUAAUUCAGUCGCCACAAUGCACAAAAAAUGUUCUGCACCCCUAAAAAGGAUGUGGCCUUAAUAUGAAAGAAAGUAAAUGUAAUUCAAGGUUUUAUUUUAAACACCUGUUAGUGGUCCUACAAUGCCAGCUUACUGAUAAUUACUGGAAUUAUAUGCAAAGAUUCUGCAGGAUGAUGCAUGCUAAGCUUAGAAAAGAGUGAAGCGCUGCGAUUUCACUGCUAAAUGAAAUAAAUGGCUAAUGUUUGUUUUGGAUUCUUGUUAUGACGUGAAAAUGGUCCAUUUGCUGGGAGUAGAUUCAGUGUUUCGUAACACAGCAGUGGAAGAUUUCAUGAAGUGAAAAGGUCCAAGUCCAUGUCAUCUGCCACCUGUAACUCCGCUGUGGUGUUUAGUCAGAUGUUUCCUUUUAAUCCUGUGUGAACAACCCGAAAGCUACAAAAGAAAAACACCCACACUGUUGUCAGCAGUGUAGAUAUUAAAUGACUGUUUUUGCUUAUAUUUUUGUUGGUUUUUGUUCACGAGUGCUUUGUGUUUAAAGUGUGACGCUGUUCUCUUUAAAUCUUCCUCACGACCGAACCUCCUCUGUAUGUGCGUGACUGUAGUCCUGACUGACUGAAUUAAAGUGUGUUUCUGUUAAUCUGUGCGACCAGUUAAUGGUUAAAAAUUUUCAUGGAUUUUUAGUCUCUGUACAGUUGUCUUUGAGAAUAAAUGUUACUCUCCCAUCAGCUAAA
Molecule: messenger RNA, 3609 nt
Organism: Archocentrus centrarchus (flier cichlid)
Lineage: Eukaryota; Metazoa; Chordata; Actinopteri; Cichliformes; Cichlidae
Product: putative monooxygenase p33MONOX
Exons: 9
Coding region: 416-1351 (311 amino acids)
Cellular component (GO): cytoplasm
Source: RefSeq, a predicted model, not a curated record